AUGCCUUCCGUUGUCGAGCAGUCGGUCGUCACGGAGGUUCCUGGACCUCUGUCCAAGGCCAGCCAGAAGAAGCUUGAUGCAUUCUUCGACGCCCGUGCUGUUUACUUCGUCGUCGACUACGAGAAGAGCCAUGACAACUACAUUGUCGAUGUUGAUGGUAACAAGUACUUGGACGUCUACUCUCAGAUCGCAUCCAUCCCGGUUGGUUACAACAACCCCACACUCAUCGAGGCCGCCAAGUCGCCCGAGAUGAUCUCCGCUUUGGUCAACCGCCCGGCCAUCGGUAACUUCCCUUCUACCUUCUGGCACGACAUCCUCCAGGAUGGUCUGAUGAAGGUCGCCCCUCAGGGCAUGAACCACAUUUUCACCGCCCAGUCCGGUUCCGAGGCCAAUGAGCUGGCUUACAAGGCUGCUUUCAUGCUUUACCGCCGCCGCGAGCGUGGUGAGGCUGAAUGGAGCCACGAGGAGAUUCACUCCUGCCUUCACAACACUUCUCCCGGCUCCCCCGAGCUCGCCAUCCUCAGCUUCAGGAACUCUUUCCACGGUCGUGGUUUCGGCAGUCUGUCCACUACCCGUUCAAAGGCCGUUCACAAGCUUGACAUUCCUUCCUUCAACUGGCCCCAGGCCUCUUUCCCCGCUCUCAAGUACCCUCUUGAGAAGCACGUUGCUGAGAACGAUGCCGAGGAGAAGCGCUGCCUGAAGGAGGUUGAGGAGCUGAUCAACAACUGGCACUGCCCCGUCGCUGCCAUCAUUGUUGAGCCCAUUCAGAGUGAGGGUGGUGACAACCAUGCCUCCCCCGCCUUCUUCCAGGGCCUGCGUGACAUUACCAAGAAGUACGAUGUCGUUAUGAUUGUCGAUGAAGUCCAGACCGGCUUUGGUGCCACUGGAAAGUUCUGGGGCCACGCCCACUGGAACCUUACCUCCCCCCCUGACAUCGUCACCUUCUCCAAGAAGGCCCAGACUGCCGGUUACUACUUUGGUGACCGCAUGCUCAUCCCUGACAAGGCUUACCGCCAGUUCAACACUUGGAUUGGCGACCCGGCCCGUGUCAUUGUCAGCAAGGCUGUCGUUGACGAGAUCAGCAAGAGGAACCUCGUUGAGCACACUGCUCGCGUCGGUGCUGUCCUCUAUGCUGAGAUGGAGAAGCUUGCUCAAAAGUAUCCCGACCACGUCCAGAACCUGCGUGGCAAGGGUCAAGGCACUUACAUCGCUUUCGACACCCAGAGUGCCGUCGCCGUUACCGGUGCUAUGAAGCGCCUGGGCGUCAACAUCGGUGCUUGCGGCAAGGACACCAUCCGUCUCCGCCCCAUGUUGAUCUUCGAGGAGUCACACAUUCCCAUCCUCAUCUCGGCCCUCGAGAAGACUUUCCAAUCUCUGUAA
Messenger RNA from Colletotrichum truncatum, 1380 nucleotides. RefSeq names its product 4-aminobutyrate aminotransferase. The record is from RefSeq and is a predicted model, not a curated record. NCBI's taxonomy places the organism in Eukaryota, Fungi, Ascomycota, Sordariomycetes, Glomerellales, Glomerellaceae. Gene Ontology annotation, molecular function: pyridoxal phosphate binding. Gene Ontology annotation, biological process: GABA catabolic process. Gene Ontology annotation, cellular component: mitochondrion.